Messenger RNA from Bursaphelenchus okinawaensis, 1667 nucleotides. Lineage: Eukaryota; Metazoa; Nematoda; Chromadorea; Rhabditida; Aphelenchoididae. The record is from the annotation of a GenBank genome assembly.
AUGGCUUCAACCGACGACAGUUCCGAGCUGGAAUUGGUAUGUUUUUGUUUUCUUUUCUUCGUUUUUAGGUGCAAACGCCGUCUUGAGGGUUAACAAUGGUCAGUUUAUGUUUUUGUAAGGUUUCUGAGGGUUGAAGAGCUUUAAAUUAGGUAUAAUUUGAACUUUUACACUUUGUGAUGGGUAAUGUAGUUUAAAAUUGGUUUUUGAUACAGCAGAAUACGUAAAAAGUUUUGAAAGUUGUUUUAUAUACUAUUUUUGACUUGUCCAGUUCAAUUACGACGUGUAGCUUUUCUUUUUAUGAAGAUAUUGUUUUAGAAGCCGUUACACAUAAUAGAAUGGUCUCACUUGGAUUUAUGGAAGUAUUACCCUUUAGCGAUGGGAACAUCGUUGACAGUUAGAUGUGCUCUUUAUCCUACGACUGUUGUGAAGACAAGGUUACAGCUACAAAAUAAAUCUUCCGUUUAUCGAGGAACGUUUGAUGCAUUUCGACAAAUCGCCAAAACUGAAGGUGUUGGUGCUCUUUAUAGGGUAAUAUUUUAAUUCUUUUGUUGAUUUUUAGGUGUUUUUGAUGUUGGAAGGAUAGGUUUAUAAUUUUUUAUCGUUCAAAUUUAAAUUUGUGCAAUUAAACUUGAUUUGGACAGCGGUUUGCUCGACUGUUUUGGGAAAUAAAAUACGCUUUUUACAAUUACUUAUAUUAAAAUAAAAGUUAAAAAGUUUAUUUUUAGGGCUUUUGGAUAACAUUUCCUCAAGUAUGUGCCUCAUUUUUGUACAAUUCAGUGUACGAAAAGUUUCGUGAUGUUAUGAAUCGUCACACUUUUAUUGAAUCUCCUCAACUCUUAUCAGCAUUAGCCGGUGGUGCAGCUAACGCAUGUACGGAAGUAGUAUUUGUUCCUACUGAUAUUGUCUCGCAGUAUAUGCAAAUUCACAAUCAGGGAAAAGACUUCACGGGAGGUGGCAAAAAUGGAUCUGCUAUCCAAAAUUGUCUUCGAAACGAUGGUCUGGAAAAGAGAAUGACAUUGGGAUUCAGAGUUGUUAGAGCGAUCUACAAAACCGAUGGUCUGUUGGGAUUUUACAGAGGGUUCUGGUCGUCUUUGGCGAUGUUUGUGCCUUCGACUAUGGUGUUUUGGUGGUCGUACUAUGAAGCGUUGAUAAGAUUGAAGAGUUUGAGGGCUAGAUGGUUGAGUGAUGGAAAGGAAAAAGAGCUGGAGAAUUUACCAUGGCAAGAUCAGAAGUUGUUGGGUUUGCAAGCUGGAGCAGGAUUGGUGGCAGGAGUGGUUUCGGCUGGUGUUACGAAUCCGCUGGAGGUCUACAGGGUUAGGAUCCAGGUAGGUAAAAUUAUUGUAUAAAAGUAGUUUAAUGAUUAAAAAGUUAGUUUUAAACAAUUAGUAAGGACACAGUUAACGUCUUAUGCUAUAUUUUGUGUUUUUGUUACCUAAAUUUUAAUAUUUUUCAUAAGUUUUUAUAACCUGUUAUUUUAGAUUCACCGCGGCACCUACCUAGAUACCUUUAAACGUAUCAUAAAGGAAGAAGGUUUUAAUGUCUUUACGAAAGGUUUAUUACCUCGUGUUGUACAUCGUGGUAUCUUUACGUGUCUUAUCAUGAUAGGUUAUGAAGCUGUGAAGCGGAUAAGUGUCUUGCCCGAGUACAAAGAUACUGUUGUCUGGUGA